AUGGAUUCUUUGUCCUAUGAUAGGCUUAAAUGUUUGAAAGCCCAAUUUGAGGAAGUUUUGGCUUGGGAAGAAUCUUAUUGGAGGCAUAAAUCUAGGGAUCUAUGGCUAUCAGAAGGUGAUAGGAAUACUAAGCUUUUUAACUCUUCAACUAAGCUAAAGAGGCACCGUAAUAGAAUAUCUUGUAUUCAUGAUUCUAAUGGGAAUUGUCUGUCUAAUGAUGGUGAAAUUGCUUCAGAGGUUGUUAAAUUUUUUAAGUCUUUGUUGUCUGCUGAAUUUGUCUCUUUAGUAAAUAAUUUUGUUAAUUCAAUCCCUUCCCUUGUUAAUAAGGAUGAUAGUAGGAUACUUAUGGCUCCUUUUACUGUUGAUGCAGUAAGAGAGGUGGUCUUUUCCAUGCAUCCAGGGAAGGCUUCGGGGCCAGAUGGGUUCACACAUUUGUUUUUUCAGAAAUGUUGGGACUUUGUGGGGAAUGAUGUUUUAUUAGCCCUUGAAGAGUCCAGGAUAUUGUCUAUUGAUCAAGGUGGUUUUGUUCCUGGAAGGGAAGCAUUGGAGGGUGCAAUUGUUUCUCAUGAUAUUCUGCAUUCCAUUUCACUUCAGAAGACUCUGGCUAUGAUUCUUAAACUUGAUCUGCUUAAAGCAUAUGAUUGGGUUGAUUGGCAUUCCUUAGUUUCUGUCCUCAAUCACUUUGGGUUUUCUCAUAGUUGGGUUAAAUGGGUCUUUUCCUGUAUUUAUUCUACUCAUUUCUCAGUUUUUCUUAAUGGUUCUCCUACUGGUUUUUUCUCUUCCUCUGAAGGGGUUAGGAAAGGGGAUCCUCUUUCCCCUUUUUUGUUUAUACUUUUGGCUGAGGCUUUAAGUAGGGCCAUUUCUGAUGCUAGAUCUUCAGGUUUGUGGAAUGGUAUUAGAAUUGAUGGGUAUCCUACUUCACAAUCUGAUUGUCUUUUUGCAGAUGAUACUCUCUUAUUUGGUUCAUCCUCUUUGGAAGAAGCCAGAGUUAUCAAAAAGAUCAUAAAUGACUACUCCUUUUCUGGGUAG
Messenger RNA from Cryptomeria japonica (Japanese cedar), 1029 nucleotides. RefSeq lists its product as uncharacterized. The coding region runs from base 1 to 1029 and encodes 342 amino acids. The record is from RefSeq and is a predicted model, not a curated record. Lineage: Eukaryota; Viridiplantae; Streptophyta; Pinopsida; Cupressales; Cupressaceae. The transcript has 2 exons.